AUGUUUGAUUACCUUUAUCGUGCCGCUUAUGACGACUGUUACACGGAACCAGCUGAAGACGCCCCUGAGCAAACCGAAUCAGCAGAGCCAAGCGAGACACCAACUAUAGAUAAUGCGAAUGAAAGCAGUACGGCCACAUUUGCUAGUCUCGCUGCCGAAGGAAGCAGGGCACGUAUCAAUGCAGAGAUAUACGCCCUCGCUGAUAAGUAUCAGAUUGAGGGAUUGAUGAAGUUGUCUAAACAGAAAUUGCAAUCCCACCUUCAGUCAAAUUGGAAAUAUCCGGAAUUCAUCGAUACAGUUCGGUAUGUCUACGGGCCAGACAGCCCUCCCCACUCGGAGCUACGCGACAUUUUGUCAAGAUCCGCCAUUCAGCAUUUAUCCGCUCUUCAACCCCAGCAGCAGUUUCAUGAUAUCAUGAGAACAUUUGCCGCAUUUUCAUACGAUUUCUCGGCUUUGAUGAUGGAAAAGGUGCUUCAGCUAGAACAGAAACUGUGGUAG
Aspergillus affinis is the source of this 498-nucleotide messenger RNA. RefSeq lists its product as uncharacterized. The record is from RefSeq and is a predicted model, not a curated record. Bases 1 to 498 code for a protein of 165 amino acids. Lineage: Eukaryota; Fungi; Ascomycota; Eurotiomycetes; Eurotiales; Aspergillaceae. The transcript has a single exon.